This is a messenger RNA of Salmo salar (Atlantic salmon), 5511 nucleotides long. It is a transcript of the gene hcn4, whose product is annotated as hyperpolarization activated cyclic nucleotide-gated potassium channel 4. Gene Ontology annotation, biological process: regulation of membrane depolarization; potassium ion transmembrane transport; sodium ion transmembrane transport. The record is from RefSeq and is a predicted model, not a curated record. NCBI's taxonomy places the organism in Eukaryota, Metazoa, Chordata, Actinopteri, Salmoniformes, Salmonidae. Gene Ontology annotation, cellular component: dendrite; HCN channel complex; membrane. Gene Ontology annotation, molecular function: voltage-gated potassium channel activity.
UCAUGAAUAUUCAUCCUACCAGAAUGCUUGGGACAAUAGGUGUCAACGGGUCCUUGGAUGCUGCUGCUGAUGCAGCCUAUGGUGCGUGAUUGCAUUGCAUUGUUUAUUAUUGAGAGGCAGCUGACACGAAUUUGGAGGAAAAGAGCAUCCCUCCUUCCGCUGUUCAUGACCUCCUCGUCUCCUCUCUGUCAAUCGGCACGUCCCUCACAUAUCAUGCUAAGGUGGCUUCUACCAGCUUUCUCCCCUCACUUGGUGCGCACACGGUUGGAGCGUACGUGCCUACCAUGAGUGUUAUGGUGAAUCGGACUGUCAAUGCAGCGAGAGAAGGCAUAUCUAAACUGUAAGGUAAUGAUCGAGAAAGGAGCCUCUUCCUGUAUUUGCACUAGAAGAGCCACAGCCGCCCGUGUCAUGUGUAUCAGUGUAAUGCUUUCAAGGUUUGAGAUUAGCUCCAGACUGGUCGCUCUCACUCACAGAUAGGGAGCUGUGGGGUUCGUGGCUAUACUUCUCAACAAUAACCAUCCUAUUCUGGACAUCUAUUGCAUUUGAAAUUGUUCGUUCCGUUUCAAUGUCAUAAUGGACAGGUUGCACUCCUCCAUGCGUAAAAGGCUCUACAGUUUGCCACAGCAUAUUGGACAGAAAGCUUCUAUCAUGGGCGAAGGAGAAGACGGCGACAAGGACACCCGGAGGAAGAGUAUUAGGAUGAAACCCUUGCCGUCACCAACCUCCAGAGGAAGCUUCAAAGGCAUCGGGGAGACCAGAAGUGGAGACACGGUGAUCAUGGAGACGGACAUUGGGAGACCAACGAAGACCAGUUUAAACGGAGAUUGUCGGAGAUUUCGUGGCAGUCUCUCCUCCAUCACCAGUCGGCAUGUGCACGACUCAGACUCCGCGGAGCAGAGGCGCCUCAUCACGGAAGGAGACGUCACCCCGAGCGAGGAGAGCCCCCCCGGAGCUAUUGGCGGCGGGGCGGACCAAGGUGCGCAAGGCGCCAGCGGUGGUGGUGCCCAACAUGCUUCUCUUGACCAGGAAUCAGGGUUCAUAAAGUUGGAUGGCAUUGAUCAAAUUUCGCCGGACGACGAGAGAUUGUACCAGGCAGGAUUCAUACACAGGCAGUUUGGGGCUAUGCUGCAACCGGGGGUCAACAAGUUCUCCCUAAGGAUGUUUGGGAGCGAAAAGGCGGUGGAACGGGAACAAGAGCGGGUUAAAUCCGCCGGAUUUUGGAUAAUUCACCCUUACAGUGAUUUCAGGUUCUACUGGGACCUGACCAUGCUGCUGCUGAUGGUGGGGAACCUGAUCGUCAUCCCGGUGGGCAUCACCUUCUUCAAAGACGAGCACACGCCCCCCUGGAUCAUCUUCAACGUGAUCUCAGACACCUUCUUCCUCAUGGACCUGGUGCUCAACUUCCGCACGGGCAUCGUCAAGGAGGACAACACCGAGAUCAUCCUGGACCCACAACAGAUCAAGAUCAAGUACCUGAGGAGCUGGUUCGUGGUGGACUUCAUCUCCUCCAUACCUGUGGACUACAUCUUCCUCAUUGUGGAGACUCGCAUCGACUCCGACUUCUACAAGACGGCCCGGGCGCUGAGGAUCGUCCGCUUCACCAAGAUCCUCAGCCUGCUCAGACUGCUCAGGCUGUCCAGGCUCAUCAGAUACAUCCACCAGUGGGAGGAGAUCUUCCAUAUGACCUAUGACCUGGCCAGUGCCAUGGUGCGUAUCGUCAACCUGAUUGGUAUGAUGCUGCUGCUGUGCCACUGGGACGGAUGUCUGCAGUUCCUGGUUCCCAUGCUGCAGGACUUCCCCCAGGACUGCUGGGUGUCCAAAAACAAAAUGGUGAACGACACAUGGGGCCAGCAGUACUCCUACGCCCUGUUCAAAGCCAUGAGCCACAUGCUGUGUAUCGGGUACGGCAUGUACCCACCUGUGGGCAUGACGGACGUGUGGCUCACCAUCCUCAGCAUGAUCGUGGGCGCCACCUGCUAUGCCAUGUUCGUGGGUCACGCCACCGCACUCAUCCAGUCUCUGGACUCCUCCCGUCGGCAGUACCAGGAGAAGUACAAGCAGGUGGAGCAGUACAUGUCCUUCCACAAGCUACCUGCUGAUAUGAGGCAGAGGAUCCAUGACUACUACGAGCAUCGCUACCAAGGCAAGAUGUUUGAUGAGGAGAGCAUCCUGGGAGAACUCAACGAGCCACUCAGAGAGGAAAUCAUUAACUUUAACUGUCGAAAGCUGGUGGCUUCCAUGCCACUGUUCGCCAACGCGGACCCCAAUUUUGUGACCUCCAUGCUGACCAAGCUGCGCUUCGAGGUGUUCCAGCCCGGAGACUACAUCAUCAGAGAGGGCACCAUCGGCAAGAAGAUGUACUUCAUCCAGCACGGAGUGGUCAGCGUUCUCACCAAGGGCAACAAGGAAACCAAGCUCUUAGACGGAUCCUACUUCGGGGAGAUCUGUCUGUUGACGCGGGGUAGAAGAACAGCCAGCGUCAGAGCAGACACCUACUGCCGUCUGUACUCGCUGUCUGUGGACAACUUCAACGAGGUCCUGGAAGAGUACCCCAUGAUGAGACGGGCCUUCGAGACCGUGGCUCUGGACCGGCUGGACCGCAUAGGGAAGAAGAACUCCCUCCUGCAGCACAAGGUGCAGCACGACCUGAGCUCCGGCGUUCUUAACUACCAGGAGAACGAGAUCAUCCAGCAGAUCGUGCAGCAUGACAGAGACAUGGCCACCUGCGCCCACCUCCUCCAGAACAUUCCUCCGCCUCAGCCCCCGUCUCCGGGGCACACCCCCGUUAUCUGGGCUCCCCUCAUCCAGGCACCUCUGCAGGCUGCUGCUGCCACCACCUCUGUGGCCAUCGCCUUAACACACCACCCCCACCUCCCCCACCUCCCCGCCGCGCUCUUCCGCCCGCCGGUCACGGUCCUGGGCUCCAGGAACCUCCAGGACCCUCCCCCCGGCCGGCUGAAGAAGUUCCACACGUCGGCACCCACCUCCUCCAUGGGGCCUGACUCCCCUUCUAGCACCCCAUCUAAACUGCACUGUUCUGGGAUGGACACAGCCCUGCUGGCCUCCUUCCGGGCUCACCACACGACUCAGGGGUCAGGGGCAGCCAGCUCCAGUCAGCAGGUGUCCAGCAGCAGUGGAACCCAGCCUGGGCCUAGCGGGGCCUCCGCCUUUCCCUUUGGGCCUUUCUCCUCCUCUGGGGGCUCUCCGUCCCACAGCAUGGCCCAGAGCACAGCCCAGCUCCACUCACAGCCCCAGACGCAGCAGCCAUUCCGCUGCACCACCCCGCCUCUCGCUGCCCUCUUCCAGCAGGGAGCCAUGGGGGGAGCCGUGGGGACAGGGAUGGGUGGAGCAACAGGGGGAGCUAUAGAGGGGGCUACAGGCUGGUCUUCAGGAGGCGCUACCGGAGGUGAAAUAGGAGGGGUUGCUGAGGGGGCCACGGGUGGGACAAUAAGAAGGGCCACUGGUUGGGGUAGACGUGGGUCUAUAGAAGGAUAUUCUACUGGAGUGCAUAUAGGAGGAGCCACUGGGGGGUACUCAGGAGGGGCUAGUGGUGGGCACAUUAGAGGAACUAGUGGAGGCCAUAUAGGAGCUACUGGUGGAGCAAUGGGAGGGGCAGCUGGAGGGCAUAUAGGAGCUACUGGUGGAGCAAUGGGAGGGGCAGCUGGAGGCCAUAUAGGAGCUACUGGUGGAGCAAUGGGAGGGGCAGCUGGAGGCCAUAUAGGAGCUACUGGUGGAGCAAUGGGAGGGGCAGCUGGAGGCCAUAUAGGAGCUACUGGUGGAGCAAUGGGAGGGGCAGCUGGAGGCCAUAUAGGAGCUACUGGUGGAGCAAUGGGAGGGGCAGCUGGAGGCCAUAUAGGAGCUACUGGUGGAGCAAUGGGAGGGGCAGCUGGAGGCCAUAUAGGAGCUACUGGUGGAGCAAUGGGAGGGGCAGCUGGAGGCCAUAUAGGAGCUACUGGUGGAGCAAUGGGAGGGGCAGCUGGAGGCCAUAUAGGAGCUACUGGUGGAGCAAUGGGAGGGGCAGCUGGAGGGCAUAUAGGAGGGGCAAUGGGAGGGGCUACAGGUGGAAUGACAAUUGGAGUUAUGGGUACCUCUACUUCUGGUUGUAGUAUCAGCCCCCAGUCCACUGGUUCAUCCAGCAACAUUCAGCCCUGUCAGCUGCUCCAUAGCCAGCUGCCCCCCAAGCCUCCACAGGUGGGCUCCCUGCAGCAGUUUGCAGGCGGGGGUAGGACUCCUAGUGGGUUCUACCACCUCCCCCCUCCAGGCUCCCCAUCCUCCUCCUCCACCCAGCAGGCCCCAGAGGGCUCCCCGUCCCCCCUGGCCCAGUUCAGCCUGGCAGGCUUACAGUCUGGACUUCAGUCUGGCCUCCAGUCUGGCCUGGUCCCUCAGCUGUCCCUGGAGAGGUCUGCCCUGGCCUCGUUGGCCCAGUACGGCUCAGCUAACGGCUCACCCUGCUACACCCCCCUGGGGCCUAGCCCCACGGUCCAAAGCCCAGUCACAGGAAGGACUUUCCACUACAGCGACUCGUCCAGUGCCACAGGGUCCCACAGCUCUCUUCUCAUGCCUCAGACCUCCCUCCCCAGCCAGCAGCACGCAGCCGGCAGUGAGUCUCUGCUGGGGCUGGGCAGCUUCUCUGAGGAUAUGAAACUAUUGUCCUGUUCUAACCCCUCCCUGCCCCAGGAUGUGGCCCAGGCCAUGGGAUACUCCUCACUCCCACGCUCCUCACCCCCUCGCUCCUCGAACCCUCGCACCUCACCCCCUCGCUCCUCGCCCCCACGCUCCUCCAUGGAGCCAGGAUACUGCCUCUCCUCACCCUACUCCUCCCCCAUCCUAGUUCCAAAACCCUGUAGCUCGGUGCCAGGUCACAUGACUCCUCCUGUCCCUGCCCAGAUGUCUCCAGGACACCUGCAGCAACAGACUCAGUCCCCCGUGGCCUCCCCGGCCCUGCCGCCACGGAAAGGCUCGGCAGCCCACUCUGAACUAGAACCUGUCCGCUCCAAACUAACCUCCAAUUUGUGAGGUCUGAUCACACCCUCCUGUGCACCCUCCCUGGACUAGUACACAAACGAUCUUCCUGUAUGAUGUCAUUCUCUUUUAGGCUUCACUGUGUUCUAAUCGUUAUCAUUUCCACGUUCUUAAUAUUACUGUGAUUUAAAAGAUGACGCUUAACCAGGUAACUUCGAGCUCCCUAGACUACUACUCUUUCUUUGUUUUUGUUUUGUCCUCUUCCCUUUUUUAUUCAUACGUAUAUACGAAAUAUAUUUAAAAUAUAUGCUAAUCAAGGGACAGGAGGGUGUGAACAGAAAAUGAUAUCCAUUUAAGAGAUGGUCAUUUCUUUGUUUCUAACUAUGCCAAAAUCAUAGGAUGGGGUUUGGUUUGAUGGUUAGAUGGACAACACAAUAGUACUUUUUUGCAGGAACCUAUGCACUAAUACCUGCAUGUAUAGAUGCUUUUUUGUGUGUUUUAAAAGAACAGAAUCAACCUUUUCAGCGGAAAAUACAUGCUUCAAUAAGA